AUGGCUUUUUUUUAUACUCUUUCAACCAGAUUACCAACAUAUGAAAUGGGUGAUUAUAGCCCUCACGUUAUUUCGAAUAACGUCGACUAUAAUCCGUCGUCACAAGAAAUUAAGAAAUUUCUUGAUGUUGAAGUUUAUGAAAACAUAAUAGUCAAUGUUGAACCUGAAGAAAAAUUUUUAGCAUACUUUACUCAUAGUGGAUAUCAUAAUCAAAGGAUUGCACUUGAGAACGCUUUAUUAUUAUCAAAAUUAUUAAAUCGAACAUUACUUAUCCCACCAGUUUUACUUGGACCACCAAUUCCUUGGGUUAGAUUUGAUAAAAUGUAUGAAAGAUUAUUUUUAUCUACAAAGAAUGGAUUGGAUCAUUGUAUAGAUAUACCAAAUGAAUAUCCAUUACCGGCCGAAUGUCUUGAUUAUUAUACUUAUACAUCAGUUUCUUGGGACUUUUUAUUGGAUAUGAAACCAAUUAGAAAAUGGAAUAAAUUAAUCGAUCGAAUUGAUCAUUCUUUUGAAUGGCUUGAAAGUAACCUUGUAAUUCAUUUGGGAUCAUUAUUUGGAUCAUAUCGUGUAAUACCUGAGUUACCUACUAAUAAAGAACAUUUGAAAUUUAUUAAACAACAUCUCGUACCACAUAAUUCAUUUAUACAAAAAGCUGCUGAACGAGUAGUUGAACAAUUGGGCGGAGAAAAGAAUUUUAUUGGACUACAUAUACGUGUUUCGGAUGGGUUUUUUAUGAAAACUGCUCGUCAAAAUAUUGAUUUAAUGUAUCACACCAUUAUUAACAAUUAUACAAAUCUUACACCUGAAGAAAUUGAUAAAUUAGAAGGUGGUACUCAUUAUCAAGAUAUAUUAGAAGACGAUAGUGUAGAUUUAGGCGAUGAAAAUCCAUAUAAUAAAAUGGCAAAAAUAACGAAAAAGGACGAAAAUCAAAUGGCGGGAACAGGAAGCUUAAAUAGCAAAAGGGCUUAUAUACCAGAACUUUCAAACAAAAUUAAUUGUAAAAGUUCACUUCAUCCACUUGAUCAAGGUGUUAAUACUGUUAUAUUUAUAGCUACUGAUGCAGCGUCUCCUAGAACCAAUCCUUUAUUAUUUAAAUUUUUUAACACUUUUCCUUGUGUAUUUGUUUUAGAUGAUUUUGGGCAAGAUUUAAUUGAUAUAAAGUAUGUUAGAAAUGCUCAAGAUAAAACCCCUUUAGCAAAGUAUCUUAUCCCUAUGUUGGAUGCUAUGAUCUCUGCUAAAGGUUUUCAAUUUAUGGGCACUCCUAAAUCUACUUUUAGUAAUUAUAUUAAUACAACUUUACAUCCUAUUUACACUGGAAAAGAAUUAACGAUUAAAAUUACGACAAAUUAG
Molecule: messenger RNA, 1350 nt
Organism: Funneliformis geosporum
Lineage: Eukaryota; Fungi; Glomeromycota; Glomeromycetes; Glomerales; Glomeraceae
Source: the annotation of a GenBank genome assembly